This is a messenger RNA of Kickxella alabastrina, 701 nucleotides long. RefSeq names its product cyanate lyase C-terminal domain-containing protein. The record is from RefSeq and is a predicted model, not a curated record. The coding region runs from base 113 to 574 and encodes 153 amino acids. The transcript is spliced from 2 exons. Lineage: Eukaryota; Fungi; Kickxellomycota; Kickxellomycetes; Kickxellales; Kickxellaceae. Gene Ontology annotation, molecular function: cyanate hydratase activity; DNA binding.
CCCCUUUUCUUCUCCUGAAGACUGCAUUUGAAUAUUUUCUCUUUUAUUGUACUGAGCUGUAUUGCAGUCAUAUUGUAUUCACACCCUGCUCCAUUUUGUCUACAAAAAAGCCAUGAACAACAUUGACUCGCUGCCUCCUGCCUGCUCCAAGCUGCUCCACGAAAAGUCGCGCCGCAAGCUCUCAUUUGCCCAGAUUGCGGAGCACCUGUCGCAUGACGAGGUGUGGACAGCGGCACUGUUCUACGGGCGUGCAACGCCGACGCUCAAGGACAUUCAUGCGCUCGCCGACAUGCUCAAUCUGUCGCCACAGACGCUGGAGGACGACUUUCGAACGGCUGGCCCUCCGUUGCGCGAAGUAAAUAUAUCCAGUGCCACAGACCCGGUGAUAUACCCAUUCCAGGAGGCUAUUGCACUGUACGGGCCAGCCAUCCGCUCGGUUGUCGUCGAGAAAAUGGGCGAUGGCGCGGUCAGCGUGCCUGACAUGAAGGUACGCGUGGAGAAAGUUCCCAGAGGCAGGGACGACAACGUUAGACUCAUUCUCGAGUCCAAGUACACGUUGUACAAGAGCUGGUAGUCAGGGGGGAGGGCACAGGGCCAGUCGUGGGAAUACUGUCUGCAACUACUACGCGAAUGCUUUUCUGUUUUUAAAAUAUAUAAUAUAUAUAUUCUAGGACGAGAAAAAGAUGAAGCAGAGAGAAAAU